GUCUAAUCGUUGAGUUUGUUCAUUUAAAAAAACACGUGUUUAAAAUGAAGCUCUUAGUUGAAUUUAUCAUUUAUAUUUCCAUGUUUAACACAUCCGUUUUUGCACAAUUUAAUCCAAGUUCUUUUAAAGAAUUCCUUCAGGAACAUUUUCCUUGGGGAUAUCCUUUCUUCACUAUGAAUUUAACAAUGCCGGUGAUGACAACUAAAGGAUUUGUCCAAGGAAAGUUGUUAUCGACGGUCGGUAAGGGCAUGAGGUACUCCAGUUUCUUGGGAAUCCCCUUUGCGCAGCCGCCUGUUGGCAGUCUGAGAUUUAAGCCGCCUAAAGAAGCGAAUUUAUGGGGAGGAUUGUACCAAGCUUUAGAACAAAAAAAUGACUGCCCGCAGUUGGAACUAGCCACUAGCGCCAUCGUCGGUAAAGAAGAUUGUCUUUAUUUAAACGUCUACACCCCGAAGGUCAGCAUAACAGACAUGAAGAAGCGUGCGGUGAUGGUUUGGAUCUACGGAGGAGGUUUUGUAAGUGGUUCCAGCAGCCCUAAGACUUAUGGCCCGGAUUUUCUGAUCGAGGAAGAUGUAGUAGUUGUUGCGAUGAACUACCGCUUGGGAGCGCUGGGGUUCCUGUCCUUGAACCACACCAACGCUACGGGAAAUGCUGGACUCAAGGACCAGAAGAUGGCGCUGGAGUGGGUGCAGAAGGAGAUCGAGAGCUUCGGAGGGGAUCCGAAGAAGGUUACUGUUUUUGGACAAAGCGCGGGAAGUGCUAGUACUUUGUACCAGGUUCUUUCAGAGGCAUCUAGUGGACUGUUCAGGUCCGCCAUUGCUAUGAGUGGGUCGUCAUUGAAUCGCUGGGCAUUCACGCCACCUUCAGAAGCUGUGGCUCGUGCUUUUGCUUUUGGAAGAAGCCUUGGAGUCGAUACUACAGACCCGGAGGUUCUUUUAAAGAAGCUUUAUAGUUUUUCUGCAGAAGAACUCGUCCUAGCGAUGACUAAGAGUACUAACAUUUUUGUGCCAUAUUUGACGCCAACCCUCGAAGAUCCUAGAGCAGAGUCGCCAUUUUUGACGCAAUGCUCAGUCGAUAAGUUAAAAACCAACAAUUUCAACCGAGUGUCAGUAAUGCUAGGAUUCACUAACUUAGAAGCGUUGUCCUUCGUUGGAUUCAGUAGGUAUAUUACAAAGCCUGUUAGUCAGCCAUUUUGUGAACAGUAUUGAU
This is a messenger RNA of Cotesia glomerata, 1206 nucleotides long. Its product is annotated as cholinesterase-like. NCBI's taxonomy places the organism in Eukaryota, Metazoa, Arthropoda, Insecta, Hymenoptera, Braconidae. The record is from RefSeq and is a predicted model, not a curated record. The transcript is spliced from 3 exons. The coding region runs from base 45 to 1205 and encodes 386 amino acids.